Camelina sativa (false flax) is the source of this 1650-nucleotide messenger RNA. RefSeq lists its product as uncharacterized. The record is from RefSeq and is a predicted model, not a curated record. Lineage: Eukaryota; Viridiplantae; Streptophyta; Magnoliopsida; Brassicales; Brassicaceae.
AUGAAUGUUUUGUCUCUAAUGUUGAAUAAAGCAGCAGAAGAAGGAUCGUUCAAUUAUCAUCCUAGUUGUGAGGCUCUUAAACUUACUCAUCUUUGCUUUGCUGAUGAUUUAUUGAUCUUCCUCGAGGGUUCUGAGCUUUCUUUAAGGGGAGUUAUGUCAGUUCUUGCAGAUUUUGCAGAAAUUUCUGGGCUAACAAUGAAUAUGGAGAAGACAUCCAUGUUUUGUUCUGGUCUGAAUGAGAGUUGUGUGUUGAGGCUACAAAGCCUAUUCAAUCUAAACCUGGUCUCGCUUCCAGUUAGAUACUUAGGUCUCCCUUUAUGCUCCAAGAAGUUUUCAGUGACAGAUUGUGAUCCUUUGUUGUCUCAAAUAAGAAAGAAACUCAAUUGUUGGACUCACAAGUUUCUGAGCUUGGCGGGAAGGUUAACACUUAUAUCUACAGUUAUUUCGGGCAUUGUAGGUUUUUGGACUAGUGCUUUCUUCCUUCCUAAGCAGGUUAUUCGGAGGAUCAAUGGCCUUUGUAGCUCUUUUCUUUGGCAUGGAAAGGUAGAUAUACCCUCAGGGGCUAAAGUGUCAUGGUAUGACAUAUGUUUUCCAAAAUUGGAGGGUGGACUUGGAUUAAGGCACAUUGGUACUUGGAAUGAGACUUGUGCCUUAAAACUCUUUUGGUUGCUGUUUUUCAGAGCUGGUUCUUUAUGGGUAGCAUGGAUAAGAAGUAAGUAUCUUUCUACAUUUCCUUUGUGGGCGCUCAAUGAAAACAAUGCUGCUUACUCUUGGAAUUUUAGAAAAUUACUUAAGUUACGUCCCAAAGCUCUUAAGUUUCUCAGCAUCAAUAUUGGAGACGGUGAUUCUACCUUCUUCUGGUGGGAUCCUUGGACUCCCUUUGGUCCUCUUUACCAAUUUCUUGGUUCAGAUGGCCCUUCUCACAUAGGGAUCCCUCUGUUUUCAACUGUCGCUGAGUUGAGAAAUGCAGAUGGGUGGUCUCUCCCUAAUGCCAGAUCUGAGAGACAAGUUCUUCUCUACUCUUUCAUCUCUACCAUUACCAUGUCAUCAUCAAAUGAUACUCCGGUUUGGGCAAUUGAUGGUAUUCCUUACAAGUUUUUCUCUUCAAAAGCUGUGUGGAAUGCUGUUAGGAUUUCAAAUACAAGAAAAUUUUGGGCUCCGCUUGUGUGGCACAAAGCAGUCAUUCCAAAACAUGCUAUUACGUCUUGGCUGUUUAUACUUAAUCGUAACCCUACUCUUGAUCGUUUGUCUGCUUGGGGAUAUGAUGUUGAGUUAGAUUGUCUUCUUUGUGGGCUAGCCUGCGAAUCUAGAGACCAUAUGUUCUUUCAGUGUGCUUUUUCUGCAGAGGUCUGGAGUUUGAUAAUGCAAAGGCUUCAAAUCUCUUCUCCUCCAUUUCUCUGGGAUCAGAUCCUCCUUUGGCUGCCAUCGAUAUUAGUAUCAAAGCAAAAAAAACUUGCUCUCCUUCAAGGCUGGCAAGCUGCGAUUUAUGAAUUGUGGCGUGAGCGAAAUCGACGUUUCCAUGACGGUCUCUCCCUCUUCCCAGUUCAAGUAGCAAGGCACAUUUUUUCCUCCAUGGAAAAUAAGUGUAAUGCAAUGAUUCAGCUUGGAUUAAAGCGUGGGACAUCAAUUCUUCAAUGCUGGGUUACAUAA